ACCCAUCCCCCUGUGCCUUUUCAGCCUCCCUAUAGCUCCCCAUAUUUCCGUGUAUCUUCAUAGUUUCCCAUCCACUCUCCUAACCCCAGAGCUGCAGCCAUAUUCCUUGAGGAGCAGGGCUUCAGUCUCAUUGAAAACAAUGGGAGCUGAUGGCCAUCUUUACUAGGGGCAGCCUCACUUCCACAUGCCAAAAUUUCAGGGAAAUAGUGCCAUUUUGAAUAAGGGCAGUGCGAGUCCAGCCCCCCUGAAAGUCAUGGAAAGAUGACAGCCAUGUGGAGCAAGGGGAAAAUGUGCGAGUUCUGUGCCACUAACUGUGAGAUCUUUGUGAGAAACUUCUAAAAAUCCCAGCUAAAUAUCAUGAGACUCAUGCUAAAAUUACCAGAGUUGGCAUCUGGGCAUCACAUUUUCCACACAGAAACUGUGUGUUUUUAAUGAAAGCUUUGAGAAACUUCACUUUCGUCUCUGGGAAGGGGGAUUUUUCAGCCCUGCCUGUGACUGAACUGGUGGGACUGUGACGGGGGCAGCAAGUUCUGAGUGGGGGACUCUGGCUGUUUCAGGGGUCGGUAACCUUUGAGGAGCUGGCUGUGUAUUUCACGGAGGAGAAGUGGGCUGUGCUGGACCCCCAUCAGAGAGCUCUCUACAGGGACGUCAUGCAGGAGAACUAUGAGAACGUGACCGCAUUGGCAGGUGAUGGGACGCGGAGUGAGAACGAAGUGGGGAAUCUGCCUCAGGAAGGUCCUGAGCAAGUGCAACGGCACAGAGCAUUAUCAGAGAACAUGUCCCACAGUCCUGAGCAAGGAGAUGCCUGUGAGAGUCAGCACAGGGCAGACAUGCAGCAGGGAACCCACCCAGGGAACAGACAGGAUAAAUCCACUCACCAGGGGGGCAGUUUGAAAGACCUUAAUAAAGACUUGAUGCAGCCGAGAAUCUGCCCCAAAGAUAAACUGUAUCAGUGUGCUGAGUGUGACAGAAGCUUCAAUCGGAGUUCAAACCUUCUUGUCCAUCAGAGAGUCCACACAGGAGAGAAACCCUAUAACUGCCCCAAGUGUGGGAAAAGCUUCAGUGAUGGCUCAGCCCUGACUAAACAUCAGAGGAUCCACACCGGAGAGACACCCUAUGUCUGCUCUGACUGUGGAGAAAGCUUCAAUCAGAGAUCAAACCUUACUGUACAUCAGAGAGUCCACACGGGAGAGAGACCCUAUAGCUGCCCUGACUGCGGGAAACGGUUCACUCACUUCUCAAACCUUGUUAAACACCAGACAAUCCAUGCGGGAGAAAAACCCCAUAAGUGCCCCAACUGUGGGAAACAUUUCAGAUGGAGCUCACAACUUAUUAAACACCUUGAUUCACACCAGAGAGCCCACAAGGGAGAAGAACCCUAUCGCUGCUCUGACUGUGGGAAACGCUUCAGUUAUAGCUCACACCUUAAUAGACAUCAAAUUAUCCAUACCGGAGAAAGACCCUAUAAAUGCCCCGACUGUGGGAAAAGCUUCAAGCUGAGCUCCAUCCUUCUUGUACAUCAGAGAAUCCACACGGGGGAAAGACCCUAUCACUGCCUUGAAUGCGGGAAAAGCUUCUGUGACAGCUCAGGCCUUAUUAGACAUCGGCGAAUCCAUACCGGGGAAACACCCUUUCAAUGUUCUGUCUGUGGGAAAAGUUUCACUCGGAAAUCGCAUCUUAUUUCACACCAGAGAACCCACACGGGAGAGACACCCUAUAAAUGUUCUGUCUGUGGGAAAAGCUACAAGGUGAAGGUCUCUCUAAUGUCCCACCAGAAACUCCACACAGGAUACUCUGAGCAGAGUGCCCCAGACUGGAACCGGAGCUCCACCAUCUGCGACUGCGCCGUGAAUGCCACCAACAAGCUUGAAUUGGGGCCGGUGACCUUCGAGGAGGUGGCUGUGUAUUUCACGGAGGAGGAGUGGGCUCUGCUGGACCCAUGUCAGAGAACCCUCUACAUGGAUGUGAUGCAGGAGAAUUAUGAGAAUGUGUCCUUGCUGGCAUUUCCCAUUCCCAGACCUGAGGUGAUCCCCCAGCUGGAACAAGGGGAAGAACCAUGGGGCUAUGUGGAAAGGGAGCUCUUCAAAAACACUUGCACAGGAUGGGUUGGUGGGUGUAAUGAGGAGAAGAACCCUGGGCAGGAAGGUCCUGAGCAAGUGGAACUGCAGGGGACCUUACUGGGAAGACGUGAAGAGGAAGUUUCCCAGAGUCCGGAGCAGGGACAUGCCUGUGAGAGUCAGCCCAGACCAGAGAGGCAGCAGGGGAACCACCAAGAGCAGAGAUCGUGUAAAUCCACUCACCGAGAUGGAGAUCUGAAUAACCUGAAUGAAACUACGAUCCAGCCAAGAAUCUGCACUAAAGAGAAACCGUAUGAAUGUGCUGAUUGCAGGAAAAACUUCAGUCGGAGAUCAAACCUGAUUGUACAUCAAAGAAUCCACAAGAGAGAGAAACCCUUUAAAUGCCUCAACUGUGGGAAAAUGUUCAAGGUGAAAUCAGACCUUACUAAACAUCAGAGAAUCCACAGUGGAGAAAGCGCCUAUAAAUGCCCCGAGUGUGGGAAAAGCUUCAGUCAUAGUUCAAAGCUCACUGCACAUCUGAGAGUUCAUACAGGAGAGACACCCUAUAAAUGCUCUGAGUGUGGGAAAAACUUCUCUCGUGGCUCAAAUUUAAUUGUACAUCAUAGAGUCCAUUCGGGAGAGAGACCCUAUAAAUGCCCUGCGUGUGGGGAAAGCUUCAAGCACAGCUCAUCUGUCUGUAGACAUCAGAGAAUCCACAUUGGAGAAAGACCCUAUAAAUGCACCCAAUGUGGGAAAAACUUCAGUCAGAGCUCAGUCCUCACUAAACAUCAGAGAACCCACACAGGAGAAUCACCCUAUAGCUGUUCUGUCUGUGGGAAAAGCUACAAGACAAAGUUGGAGCUAAUGUCUCACCAGAAAUUCUACACAAGAUAGAAGGUGUUGGGAGCUCUCCCUGUGGGUAAAUGGGUCUGUGCCCUCCUGCAGCAAAGUGUAAAUGUGCUGCAUUUGAGGAGGGUCUGGGUAGAGUCAGAAGGCAGGUUGAUGGUUGGGGUUUCAGUGGUGGGAGGUUGGUGGGGGCCAGGGAGGAGGAAACGCUGGGUCCUAGAGAGAUGGGUCAUUUCAGAGUCUGGAGGGAGCAGGCAAAGGGAUUAGUUGGGAGACAUUUCUGUGGAUUCCACACACACUUUCCAAUGUAGAGAAGAGGUAAAAAUACCCAGUCGCGGUUUGUGUCUGACCAUCUCUGCAGCUCCGAAGGCCCCUCAUGGUGGGGAUAAGGGGACAUUAUUCAGGGAGGCAGCCAUGGGACCUGUAGCUAUAAGGCAGUGAGAGCUGCUGAUGUGAAGUCUCAGGAUUUCAAAGUAGUGCUCAGGGUAUGGAAUAUUUCUGGAUACAGAGAGGUGGGCUGCAGAUUGGGGAAUGUGUGGGGGUGUUAUCUGUGGGGUGGGAUCUUUGGGGUAUUGCACUGUUGCUGUGUGGGCAGUAUGGUGUAAUAGUGAGAGCAGGGAGACUAGGAAUCAGGACUCUUGGGUUCUCUUCUGCACUCUGCAUGAGGAGUAGGGUCUAAUGGGCUAGAACAGGAGAGACAACUAUGAAUCAGGACUCCCAGGUUCCGUUCCCAGCUCUGCUAAUAUUUACAUUUGUGACCUUAUACGAGUGGCCCUUCCCCUGAAUCUUCCUGCUAGGAAACUUUUAGUGAGCCAAAGGGAAAGUUCAUCUGGUUUCCUUUGACCCUGUUUGCAGGGACAGGCUCUGCUCAUGUUGUUACACAUUGGGAUUAUUCCUGAAAUACAGUAGAACCUCCGAGUUAUGAACAAAUCGGGAAUGCAGGUUGUUCGUAACUCUGAACAAAAUGGUAUGGUUGUUCUUUCAAAAGUUUACAACUGAACAUUAACUUAAUUCACCUUUGAAACUAUACUAUGUAGAAUAAAUAUGCUGUCUUUAACCAUCUUAAUUUAAAUGAAAUAAGCACAGAAAUGGUUU
Messenger RNA from Terrapene triunguis (Three-toed box turtle), 3998 nucleotides. RefSeq names its product zinc finger protein 737-like. NCBI's taxonomy places the organism in Eukaryota, Metazoa, Chordata, Testudines, Emydidae. The transcript is spliced from 7 exons. The record is from RefSeq and is a predicted model, not a curated record. The coding region runs from base 651 to 2951 and encodes 766 amino acids. Gene Ontology annotation, biological process: regulation of DNA-templated transcription.